CCACCAUUACCUGACAAGUACCAGAGUUGGUCUCUCUGUGGAUGCCUAGAGAAGCCGCCAGAGUAGUUUCUGCUUUUCACACAGUGGCUUUCUGAUCUGUGACGGAGAAGAGAAUUCUGCCCCCGAGUCAUGGCCAAAAGGCAGAACUAACUGUGAGCCUCAGUCUGAGAGAAUCUUCCUCUCAGGAUGCAGCUGAGGUGGGCCUCAGACAGCAAGAUGCACCAGGCGAUCCUGCUCACAUUGCUUCUCUAUUCAAGCCUCCAGGCUCAGGAGAACUCAUUCACCAUUAACUCUGUCCGCAUGGAAAGCCUGCCGUCCUGGGAGGUUCCAAAUGGGCACAACCUGACCCUGCGGUGUCUUGUGGAUAUCAGCACCACCUCACAAGUCAGGUCCCAGCACCAGGUGCUGUUCUAUAAGGAUGACGCGCUGGUGUACAACGUCUCCUCCAGGGAACACACAGAGAGCUUCUUCAUUCCCCAGGCUCGGGUCUUCCACACAGGGAGGUACAAAUGCACUGUGAUCCUGAACAACAAGGAGAAAACCUCUGAAGAGCACCAGGUGUCGGUGAAAGGUGUGCCCAACCCCAUUGUGACACUGGACAAAAAGGAGGUGACAGAAGGUGGAGUUGUGACAGUCAGAUGCUCUGUGAAAGAAGAACAGCCACCAAUAUAUUUUAAGAUUGAAAAAGUAGAACUGGAUACGAAACUUGUAAAGCAAACCAAACAGUUAGCUACAGUCUCUAAUUCUGUGGUAAUGGAUUUCCCCGUGGAGGAGCAGGACCACGUGCUGGUAUUCCGCUGCCAAGCUGGGAUCCUGUCCAGCAGCCACCUGCAGACCUCAGAAUUCACCCGGAGCGAAUACGUUACCGUGCGGGAGUCCUUCGCUACUCCCAAGUUUCAAAUAAAGCCUUCUGGAGUGAUCAUAGAAGGAGACCAGCUCGACAUUAAGUGCACAGUUCAAGUGACACACUUAGUCCGGGAAUUUCCAGAAAUUAUAAUCCAAAAGGACAAGGCUAUUGUGGCCACCUCCAAACGGAACAAUGCAGCUGUCUACUCAGUCAUGGCCAUGAUGGAGAAUAGUGGCCAUUAUACCUGCAAAGUAGAAUCUAGCCGCAUCUCCAAGGUCAGCAGCAUCGUGGUCAACAUAACAGAGCUGUUUCCCAAGCCGAAGUUGGAAUUCUCCUCCAGGCAGCUGGACCAAGGGAAAAUUUUGGAUCUGUUUUGCUCUGUCCCGGGCAUACCUACAGCCAACUUCACCAUCCAGAAGGAAAAGGUGAUCUUGUCUCAGGAUCAGAACUUCAGCAAGAUUGCUGAGCACAGGGACAGUGGGGUGUACAGCUGUACCGCAGGCAUCGGCAGAGUGGUCAAGAGGAGUGACCCGGUACCCAUAAAGGUGUGCGAAAUGCUGUCUAAGCCUAGGAUAUUUCAUGACGCCAAGGCUGAGGUCAUAAAAGGACAUGCUAUAACCAUCAGCUGCCAGUCUGUAAAUGGAACUACACCUGUCACUUACACCCUCAUAAAAGGCACAAGUGUCUUCCUGGAUCUCCAGACGAGCUCCAAUGACCCAGUGACAUUCACAGAUAAGCCCACUGCAGACGUGGACUACCAGUGCUUAGCGAGUAAUUGCCAUUCCCACCCCGAGCUGCACAGCGAGAUCCUGCAGGUCAAGGUGAUAGCCCCGGUGGACGAUGUCAUGAUUUCUAUCUUGUCAAGUAACGAGGUUCGGUCUGGGGAUGAAAUAGUACUUCGAUGCUCUGUGAAAGAGGGGACUGGCCCAAUCACGUUCAAGUUUUACAAAGAAAACGAUGGCAGACCCUUCCACGAAACCGUCCUGAAUGACACCCAAGCGUUUUGGAUUGAGAAACAAGCCAGCAAGAAGCAGGAGGGACAGUACUAUUGCACAGCCUCCAACAGAGCCAGCCUUCUAAGCAGUCCCCGAAGCAGCACUCUAACGGUCAGAGUCUUUCUUGCUCCGUGGAAGAAAGGGCUCAUUGCGGUGGUUGUCAUUGGAGUGAUCAUCGCCAUGUUGAUAGUUGCCGCCAAAUGCUACUUCCUGAGGAAAGCCAAAGCCAAACAGAAACCCGUGGAGAUGUCCAGGCCGGCAGCUCCACUUCUGAAUUCCAACAAUGAGAAGGUUUCUGAGCCCAAUGUGGAAACCAACAGUCAUUAUGGUUAUGAUGAUGCUGGAAACGACACAGUGAAACCAGUAAAUCAAAAUAAAGACUCCCAGAGCAUGGACGUGGAGUACACAGAAGUGGAAGUGUCCCCCCCUGAGCCUCACCACGCUCUGGGAACGAGAGCCACAGAGACGGUGUACAGUGAGAUCCGGAAGGUGAACCCUAAUGUCGUGGAAAACAGAUAUUCUAGAACGGGCGGCUCGCUUGAUGGAACUUAAGACAGCCACGACAGGUGCACGUGCCUGGGAGGGCACCCACGUCCCAAGAAGAGCAGCCGAUUCCCGUAUUCCAAGAGUCCUGCGCACUUAUUUAGGAACCGGCCCUGCCCACGCUGAAAGUAGCAUUUCUUCAGGCCGAGCCAUCCAUUCUUAAAUCUCUUGCCUUAUUAAUGUUGGGUAUAAAGAGAAUCAGCGGGGCAGUUUAGUGGCCAGCCUGACCGUCCUUCCAAGCUCAAGCAUCCUUGCAAUUUGGAAGAGUGAGAGGAGGUUCGGGGUGAACAAACCCCUGGAAUAUUUUGAAUUUCAAAUGCCGCAUCUCAGAGAGACAACGUGCUUUUUCACGUGCCUCCUACAAGGAAGCGUGGUUUUGUCCUGUAGUCAGUUAGUUACUUUUAGCGAAUGGUCUGGACUCCGGGGGUUAGAUUUUGUUUUGUUUUGUUUUCUUUCUGUCUUUCUUUUUCCUUCUGGGCAGGCCUUGCUCUUUGGAAGUAUACAGUGCUGCUCAGACAGUCACCUGUGGCCUGUAUGGUGGCUUCCCUCACGAACGUGGGGUGGGGUGGGGGUGGGGCGGCUGACUGGGAGGAGCGCCUGUGGAGCGGCAGCUUGAAGGCAAGCCACAAGCAGGUGAAAAUUAGACUGGGGAGAGCGAGCUCAGAUGUCCUUUAACUGCUUUCCGGGUCUUUCUUUUCCCUUUUCCUCUCCCUUGCUGCAGGCCUAAAGAGGAGAAAUGGUUGCCUACAGCAAAUGGCAUUUUUUUUAAUAAUAAAAGAAAAUGUGUACUUUUCUCACUAAUUUUUCUUUUAUUUAUUCCCCGCUAAAGAAACGGUCUCCUGAGGUCCUGGGCUGUUUCCAAGGGUGGCCUGAGUGGGGGAUGGGAGCUGCCUCCAUGUUGCCGUGGAACAUUCAUAUCUAACAUCAUCUUCCCUGUUUGUCUCAGCCACCCGGCUGCAGGGCCCCUGAGGGGUGUUGUAUUAAAUAAAAUUGAUUUUUACUCUCCA
Mesocricetus auratus (golden hamster) is the source of this 3392-nucleotide messenger RNA. RefSeq names its product platelet and endothelial cell adhesion molecule 1 (gene Pecam1). Lineage: Eukaryota; Metazoa; Chordata; Mammalia; Rodentia; Cricetidae. Gene Ontology annotation, molecular function: transmembrane signaling receptor activity. Bases 187 to 2394 code for a protein of 735 amino acids. Gene Ontology annotation, biological process: cell surface receptor signaling pathway. The transcript has 16 exons. The record is from RefSeq and is a predicted model, not a curated record.